UUAUUAAUAAUAAUGAUCUCCUCUUUGUUUCCAGAUGAGACUUUGUUUUCCUCUCGGUGCCUCCAGGCUCCUCCUCCUCUCCCUCGCCCUCCUCUGCUCCGCCCCUCGCUCCGUCACCUCCUCCCCCCGCGCCCCCGCCGCCCCUCCGCCCUCGCUGGAGUCGGCCCUGCUGCUCCUCCAGGCGGCCCUGGGGGGCCCGAGGGCCGAGCGGCUGGUCCGGCCGGCCCACUGGCCCGAAGACCCCCGGCUGAAGCCCUGGGCGGAGGAGGAGGAGGAGGAGGAGGAGGAGAUGGAGGAGGAGACUCCCUGGGAGGAGGAGGAGGUGCUGCUGAGGGCCCAGAGAGGAGACCUGGGGGCCCGGCUGCUGUCCCCCUUCCCCGGGGGCUUCUCCCUGGAGAGCAUGAGCUAUCAGGACGGAGGAGACGUGGAGGACGGAGGCAAGAGGAACGAGGCUCUGACCUCCAUCGCUGGAGGCCUCCAGGCCGUCAGCAGGGAGAAAGGAGGCUUCGGCUUCCGCUUCGGGAGGAAAAGAUGGACUGGACGGGGAUGGAGGGAUUAGGAUGGAGGGAGGAGGAGAAAGGAGGAGAGGAACUGAUGAGGGAGGGAGGAGCUGUGAGGAGGUGAUUCAGUAAAGGAGCUUCUUGGAGACUCGAGGAGAGAAAAAUGUGUUUCAAUGAUUCAUGAGAUGUUAAACGUUAAUCUGGGCCCACCGGCUUUCUCUUCAGGCUGAAAAUGUCCAAAAAACACUAUAAAAACUUUAUAGAUUAAUAUUUUCUUCUUUUUUCUGCAUAAACCUCUUAAACAACUUCCACCUUUUUAGUAAU
Molecule: messenger RNA, 824 nt
Organism: Centropristis striata (black sea bass)
Lineage: Eukaryota; Metazoa; Chordata; Actinopteri; Perciformes; Serranidae
Gene: qrfp
Product: pyroglutamylated RFamide peptide
Exons: 1
Coding region: 35-559 (174 amino acids)
Molecular function (GO): orexigenic neuropeptide QRFP receptor binding
Source: RefSeq, a predicted model, not a curated record